Molecule: messenger RNA, 408 nt
Organism: Staurois parvus
Lineage: Eukaryota; Metazoa; Chordata; Amphibia; Anura; Ranidae
Source: the annotation of a GenBank genome assembly
CCUCAAACACUAUCCAGAGGGUGGGGUGACCAACUGGAUUGGGUGCAGACCUAUGAGGAAGCCUUAUUCAAAGCCAAGACAGGAAAUAAGCCUUUGAUGGUGAUUAACCACAGAGAAGACUGUCCACAUUCACAAUCCCUGAAGAAAGCAUUCUCUGAACACAUUGGAAUCCAGAAACUAGCUGAAGAAUUAAUCCUCCUCAAUGUCAUUUAUGACCCCACAGACAAAAACCUGCUCCUGGAUGGCCAGUACGUGCCCAAGAUUGUAUUUGUUGAUCCCUCCCUUGUGGUCAGAGCCGAUAUUCCCGGGAAAUAUUCCAACCACCGCUACACCUACGAGCCUGAGGACAUCGAACUGCUUUUCGAGAACAUGAAGAAGGCCAAGACCCUCCUGAAGACGGAGCUGUAG